AUGCAUUCCGCGACGUAUGCAAAGGGGAAACGAUAUGGCGUUUUGGGAUACCUACCGGAGCCGGGCUCAAGGGAGGCCGAGCUAUGGGAGCUGAACCGAACGCAAUCUCCUUUCCUGCGCCUCCCGCCAGAAAUACGCAACAAGAUCUACUGUCUCCUCCUAUCCAACAUGGGCAUCCACGUCCUCCACGACCCUAAAACGGGAUCCUUCCACUGCCUCACGCUCCGACCCGGCGCGAACCCCUGGACCUCCGUCCCCGCCGCAGUCCUGGGACGGGGGCUGACACUGCUGGUGCUGGUCUGUAGACAGCUCUACCACGAGACGGAGCUGAUUCCAUACCGCGAGAACGCGUGGAGUUGGGCUACGCCGGGGUUGAUGGAGCGGUAUCUGCUUACGGAGCGGCGGAUGGGGUUCGCGCAGAGGAGGGUGCUGAGGGAGGUUUGCGUUAGAGGGAUUGCGGGGUUUGGGAAUUGUAGUCGGAGGGUUAGGGGGGUUUUGGGCGGGUUGGAGGUUGUUUGGUUUUGGGAGGGGAGUGGGAACGCGGAGCAGGGGAAGAGGGGGCUUGGGGGAUGGGUUUGUGAGGUUGUUGAGAGGGGGAGGGUUGAGGUUGGUGUUGGGAAGCCUAAUUGA
Messenger RNA from Colletotrichum tamarilloi, 630 nucleotides. RefSeq lists its product as uncharacterized. Bases 1 to 630 code for a protein of 209 amino acids. The record is from RefSeq and is a predicted model, not a curated record. Lineage: Eukaryota; Fungi; Ascomycota; Sordariomycetes; Glomerellales; Glomerellaceae. The transcript is spliced from 3 exons.